This is a messenger RNA of Nicotiana attenuata, 2191 nucleotides long. RefSeq names its product leucoanthocyanidin dioxygenase. Bases 708 to 1967 code for a protein of 419 amino acids. The record is from RefSeq and is a predicted model, not a curated record. The transcript has 2 exons. Lineage: Eukaryota; Viridiplantae; Streptophyta; Magnoliopsida; Solanales; Solanaceae.
AGACUUUUUUCCCCAAAUUUAUUCUUACUGUUCCAAUAAUAACAACAACCCAUUAUAAUCUCACAAGUGAGGUAUAAGGACGGUGGUGUGCACGCAAACCUUACCCCUAUCCUAGGGGUAGAGAGAUUGUUUCCGAUAGACCCCCGGCUCAAGAAGAGGAAAAGAAACAAUAGAACGGUAACAACAACAGAGGUUAUUAUUACAGUUCCAAUUAAUGAAUUGUCAAUUAAGAGAGCUGUAUAACGAGAGAUCAAGGGUAGUUUAGACAAAAAGACUUAUAAUUAAGGCUAUUAAUAUUUUUUUAAGGAGUGUGCAAGAACUUUAAAAAAAUAUUAUGUGGACCUGCGAUAGAAAGAAUUAAACUAAAGCAAGCAUGUCAAUGACAAAUAGCAUUGGGAGUUAACAUGGAGCUCUAUUUCCCAGCCACCAGUCGUUUGUCCCAACCACCAUUCUAGUCCUGGCAUCGAGAUUUGUGAGGUAAAACUAAACUAAAAACCUUAACCAAAACCAGGUUAGCUAUGAGUCACGUGCAUGCUUGGUUGAUGAAUUCUACAAAACAUGCAUGAUAUAUCUACAAGAAAUCUUAAGCUUUACUUUCCAGUCAACUCAAGAGAACCUACCCAUUUUGCCAUCCAUAUAUAAAACUCAACUAGAGCAUCAAACUAUAAUAAAAGGGAAAGAAAGAAAAAGCAAGAAAUAAUACAGAGAUGGUGGUGAUCAGUGCAGUAGUUCCAACUCCUUCAAGAGUUGAAAGCUUGGCUAAAAGUGGAAUUCAGGCCAUCCCUAAAGAGUAUGUGAGGCCACAAGAAGAGUUAAAUGGCAUAGGGAACAUCUUUGAGGAAGAGAAGAAAGAUGACGGACCUCACGUACCGACGAUUGAUCUGAAAGAAAUCGACUCAGAGGACAAGGAAAUUCGAGAGAAAUGCCACCAAGAGUUGAAGAAAGCAGCUAUGGAAUGGGGUGUCAUGCACCUUAUUAACCAUGGCAUAUCAGAUGAGCUAAUUGAUCGCGUCAAGGUUGCUGGAGAGACCUUCUUUGAUCAACCUGUUGAAGAAAAGGAGAAGUAUGCUAAUGACCAACCCUCUGGCAAUGUCCAAGGCUAUGGCAGCAAGUUAGCAAAUAGUGCUUGUGGUCAGCUUGAGUGGGAGGAUUACUUCUUCCAUUGUAUUUUCCCUGAGGACAAGCGCGACUUGUCCAUUUGGCCGAAAACCCCUACUGACUACAUUCCAGCAACAAGUGAAUAUGCCAAGCAGAUCAGGAACCUAGCAACAAAGAUUUUGGCAGUGCUUUCUAUUGGGCUGGGACUAGAAGAAGGAAGACUAGAGAAGGAAGUCGGAGGCAUGGAGGACCUGCUGCUUCAAAUGAAGAUUAAUUACUAUCCCAUAUGCCCCCAACCAGAACUAGCACUUGGCGUUGAAGCUCAUACUGAUGUGAGUGCACUGACUUUUAUCCUCCACAAUAUGGUGCCUGGGUUACAACUUUUCUAUGAAGGAAAGUGGGUAACGGCAAAGUGUGUGCCUAAUUCCAUAAUCAUGCAUAUUGGGGACACCCUCGAAAUCCUAAGCAAUGGAAAGUACAAGAGCAUUCUUCACAGAGGGGUUGUGAAUAAAGAGAAAGUAAGAAUCUCAUGGGCUAUUUUCUGUGAGCCGCCAAAGGAGAAGAUCAUCCUUAAGCCCCUACCAGAGACUAUCACCGAGGCUGAGCCACCUCGAUUCCCACCUCGCACCUUUGCACAGCAUAUGGCCCAUAAGCUCUUCAAGAAGGAUGAUCAGGAUGCUGCUGCUGAACACAAAGUCUCCAAGAAGGAUGACCCGGAUUCUGCUGCUGAACACAAACCCUUCAAGAAGGAUGAUCAGGAUGCUGUUGCUCAGCAAAAAGUCCUCAAGGAGGAUGAACAGGAUGCCGCUGCUGAGCACAAAGUCUUCAAGAAGGAUAAUCAGGAUGCUGCUACUGAAGAAUCUAAAUAGCUUCUCUUGUUGUCACUCUGAUGGUUUUAUGCGAAGAAAUUUUCAAAAUUUUUAUGCUUGUUCUGAAGUCACAAGUGAUCCAUGAUUUUGUUUCCUCUGCAAUGUCUUUAUUUAGUAAACAUAUCUGUUAAAUUUCAAGAAAUAUUAUUCCCUUGUAUAGGAACUACACCAGUUCUUGUGCAUCCCCCGGAUGCUUUCAUCAAUAAAACUACAAUUACUUCAUC